Hibiscus syriacus is the source of this 650-nucleotide messenger RNA. Its product is annotated as cold-regulated 413 plasma membrane protein 4-like. The record is from RefSeq and is a predicted model, not a curated record. Lineage: Eukaryota; Viridiplantae; Streptophyta; Magnoliopsida; Malvales; Malvaceae. Bases 35 to 559 code for a protein of 174 amino acids. The transcript is spliced from 4 exons. Gene Ontology annotation, cellular component: membrane.
UUUAACUAGAGGGGACAAAAAAAAGGGAAAGAAAAUGGUUAGUUUAGGAUUGGCAGAUAUGAAGAUGAAACUGAACUCAAGUUUUGCAGAUUCAGAUUUAGGAUCUACACAGGCUCGAGCCGUUUUUCAAUGGGGUGGCACCAUUUUGGCUUUAUUUUUAUUACUCAUGAACCGAACAGGACGGAGAUCGCACAUGCUGACUAACCUCCUAGUAUUAUUUCUCUUCGCUAGUUUCCCAACCAUACUCCUUAAACUCGUAAGAGGGCAAUUUGGUUGCUGGGUUGCAUUUCUUGCCGUCGCUUCGAAUCUAUAUUUUCCCGAAACCUGUCCAGCUCCGCGUUUCGUCCUGUUCGUCAUCGCACCCAAUUGGCUGGCCCAUCGGUUACGAGAUGACAAGGUACCCGGCAUCAUCUGUCUCAUAAUCACGGCUUUAAUUAUACUAACUGAAAUUCGUGGAGCCGGAGCAUUAGAGGAUAGUCAAUGUAGUUGUUAUUGUCUUAGUUACUGGUUUAGUAUAGCUUGGAUACUAUACUUUACAAUGUUGUAUCUUGCCACUUAGAAAGAAUUGAAAAGCAUCACAGGGAGAAGGAACGUUGUUCUCUGUUUCCGCUCUUUCUUACAGCUUCUGAAUGAGAAUGAACUUUUUUCCC